Trichomonas vaginalis G3 is the source of this 3153-nucleotide messenger RNA. Its product is annotated as phosphoinositide phosphatase SAC9-related family. The record is from RefSeq and is a predicted model, not a curated record. Gene Ontology annotation, molecular function: phosphatase activity. The transcript has a single exon. The coding region runs from base 1 to 3153 and encodes 1050 amino acids. Lineage: Eukaryota; Parabasalia; Trichomonadida; Trichomonadidae.
AUGGAAAAGCGAAGAACUCAAGUAGAAGUUUAUUAUAGUGCUCAAGGUUAUUGGCAUGUUGCAGUUUCACCAUUUUGCACAACAAAUACUUAUGUUAUAACCCUUGAUUCGAUGACUGGAUGUCCUCAAUACUUCGGAAUUCCGAUGGUCGAUGUAUUUCAAGAUCAUUCACUUGCAAUCUCAUAUUUAACAUCAUCCUUCGAAUCUGAACUUAAAUAUAAAGGCGACGGACUUCUUGGCAUAAAUAAAUCAAAUAAUCAAGUAGUUCUUGGCAUUAUCGAUGGCUCACAGGUUUCAGGAUGGAUGCCUGGUGGCCAUUUAGUUCAAACAAUAACAAGUGCAAAAUUUAUAAAAAUCUGCCAAACCGAUGAAGAGAAUUCUUCGCAAUUAGAGAACUUCCAAUUACUUAAUAAUCAUUUUUACUGUGAGACAUACGAUAUCACACGCUUAAUUCCUUCAGAUAAACCAUCAUAUCAACCAGAUCCAACUUUUUGCUGGAAUAACGCUUGGAGGAAGCCAUUUGAAGAUUUAGGAAUAGGAUUUUGCUGCAUAUCAAUACUGCAAGGCUUAUGUCAAUCAUAUUCUCCACCAGGAAAAGAUUAUACAAUUACAAACAUUUGUCGUAGAGCUUCUGCGAACCCAGGAACAAGAUACUCAUCUCGUGGCUUGAAUGAAGAUGCUUUCCCAGGUAACGAAGUUGAAGGAGAACUGAUUUUUAUCCGUGGAGAAAACUUUUAUUCGCAUAGAUGGAGAAGAGGAUCAGUUCCGAUUCAUUGGAAUACUAUUUUAGACUCAAAAGUUUCAACACCAAAGCAUAAAGUCGAAGUUGAUCGCUAUUUCGAAGGAACUCCCAAAUAUUUCCGAAAUUUACAAGAAAGAUACAAAUCUGACAGAAUUUUAUGCGUUUCUUUACUCCAAACUAACGCAGGAGGUUCUGAAUCAGAACUUGUUGAGUACUAUUCAAAGGCUCUUUCGAGAUUACCCGAUGAAAACAUUCUUGGAGUUGCAUAUAUGCCAUAUGACAUUAAUAAAACACUCCACGAUGGAGGAUCUGCUGUUGCAUUUGAUGAAUUCCUUAAAUAUGUGAAGCCAAUGAUAGAAGAUGGCGGUUUUGAAGAAAAUAAUAAUAAAGGUCAUCAAAAAUGUCUUCUUAGAUAUAACUGCGCUGACUCUUUGGAUAGAACUAACCUUGCUACAUUUUAUGCUGCCAUUUAUGUAACAAGUCUUUGGCUUAAAAACCAAAAAUUGAUUAUUGUCAGAAAAGAUUCAAAUCCAAAGGACUUAGUACCACAAGAUGUCAUUGAUUUCCUCGCGAAAUCAUUUGUAGAGAGCGGAAAUAUCGUUUCAACGAUCUCUACAAACACUCAAGCGAUAAAAGUCAACGCAAUCAAGCAUUUUUCACCAAACUUACCUUAUUCAUCCAAUGAUUCAGCCAUUACAUUACAAAGAAGAGUUCAAAAUGUCUUAAUUGACCCUUCAAGACAAAAAGUUAUCGAAUCUUGGACAAACAACUUCGAAUUCGACUCUUGCUGCUUAUCACCAUCAUAUAUACAUCCAAUGGAAGGAACACCAUUCACAUUGGUCGGAUUAGGAAGUUCAUUAUCUUUAUUAAAUAAUAAUCAAGCGUAUUGUGCCACUUUUCCAAGGCCAAUCAUACUCCAAUCCAUCCAAGUAACACCUAGUCAGCUAAAUCCUGGUCCUUGCUUCAUGAGAAUUGAAGCUGGAGAAGAUAUCGCAAAUCUCAAGUUUUUAUCAAAGAUAGAGAUACCUGUUGUUGAAAAGAAUAUCAUUGCCAGCUUCCCAGUAUCCGAAGUUUUCAACUUCGGACUCGAAAACAAGACUCCAAGCUUUGCAACAAUUGUAAAAUUGACAUUUUCAGGUUCAGAGCAACAAUUUUCAAUUGGACCGAUCAGAUUCUUCGGAAAAUUCGCCAAUGGAGACAUUUCCACUAAAAAAGAGUUCAAAGAAGAUGAUGAAGAAACAAUUGAAAGAUUUAAAGUUUCUUUCGACCAAUACAUGAAGUCUAGAAAGCAAUUAAGCGAUGUUAUCGAACUAGAACGAGCCAGAGUUGGUUUAUUUGUUCCAGAAAAGAUCAGAACUAACUUUGCCAUAAAUUCCGGAAUAAAUCCAUGGCGUUGUGACUCAUGUUCUCAAAUAAUAGCACGAUCAGAUGAUGAGAAACACUGUGCUUUCUGUCUCAAGCAGUUUGAAUCAGACGAAAACAGAUUUGUCGUAAGAAGAUCAGAUCUUUUAAAGGGUUUGUUGUCUUCUGAUCCAUAUGACAAGAAUCUUAUGUCUCUUUACGUUUGCCAGAACUGUUCUGACUCAGCAAGUAUCUGCGCAAGUACAACAUCUGUCAUAGAAGAAGAAUUAAAGUCAUUUGUCAAAAGUCCAAGGGAAAUGACAAAAUGUGACAUGUUAAAUUUGUCACUUGAAGUUAUAGACAGAUGUCGUGAUAUUUCAACGCAUUGCCAGUCAACGUUGAUAUCAGCAUCAUCAGACAAAGCCAAAGAUGUAUAUUAUCGACUUGAAACUGAAAUUUUGGAAAGUUUUCAAUUCGAAAUUUCCUUCCAAAACACUGCUGUCGUGUCUUUCCUCUGCUUUAAGUCAACUGAUGAGAAUGUACAGGUAGUUAUUAAUGACGAGGAAGCGAAAAAGAAUGUUUUGAAAGACGGAAAAUUGCAAUUUGUCAUAGAAGACCCAAUUAUGUCCGGAAUGAUCAAAGUUAAAGUUGUUGUCCAUGACAAAGUGAAGAUAUCCGACUUCACAGUCUUCGGAACAAUCCUUGUAGUUCCAAAUGAACCAAUUCAAAACGAAUUCCCUCUAAAACCGAAAGAUGAGAUCAAAGCAAUCGACUGCAUCCAAGAACUCAACAAAAAUGAGCGUAUUCUCAAUGCAAAGUUCAAUGGAACUGCAAAAAUCAAAAAAUUAAUUUUUAAUGUUGACGCGAAAAAGUCUUUUUGCAGGUCUGCCAUCGUAGUAUUUUCGGCAAAUGGAAAGUCUGUGUAUAAUAACCAUUUGAUUCUUCCGAAAUCUUCAGUUUCCGCGACUUUGAUUUAUAAUCUUGAAAAAGAAUACGAAGCUGAGAGUGCGACUAUCUAUUAUAUCGAUAGAGUGGCUAAGUUUAUAGCUCCUGUCGUUAAUUUUGCAUAA